Messenger RNA from Penicillium cosmopolitanum, 1086 nucleotides. Its product is annotated as transposase. The coding region runs from base 1 to 1086 and encodes 361 amino acids. The transcript has a single exon. Gene Ontology annotation, biological process: DNA integration; DNA transposition. The record is from RefSeq and is a predicted model, not a curated record. Lineage: Eukaryota; Fungi; Ascomycota; Eurotiomycetes; Eurotiales; Aspergillaceae. Gene Ontology annotation, molecular function: DNA binding.
AUGCGUCAAUUCGGUACCGAAAUAAGUGCUAACCGAAGGCCGGGGGCAGAGCUUUCAUCUGAAGCCCGCGCCGCUAUUAUAUUUGCACGUGAAUGUGGUGUAUCGCCUACUAAAAUCGCUUCCGAUAUAGGCGUUGCGCGGUCUACGAUAUACAAAACGAUUGAACGCUUUCAACAACAACACAACACAAAAUCAAGGCCUCGCUCAGGUACCCCUAGGACAUUUGACCUCUCAACAUUUAAAUAUACUGUUCUUCUAGCGCGUCGGGAGCCCUGGAAAAGCCUCAGUGAGCUUAGUGCUACGAUACCCGGUCAUCCAUCUCGAUCAACAAUUAAGCGAUUCCUCCGCCAUAAAAGUCUUCGGAGAUUUAGGGCGCGCCGUUGUAUACCUAUUUCAGAGGUAGUUGCUCGAAGGCGAAAGAAAUUUUGUCGAACUUGGCGCCGUGAGGCCCUUAAUUCCCGCCUCGAAGACUUCAUCUUUUCUGACGAAUGCAGCGUCCAACGUAUUCCGAAUUUAAACGGCCAAUAUGUUACACGCCUUGAAGGAGAAGCAUAUCGGCGGGGACUUGUGCUUGUUAAGCCUCAUGUAAAGGAUAUUAGUCAAAUGGUUUGGGCUGGUAUCUGGCUUGGGGGGCGUACAAAUCUUAUGAUUAUGGAGCGUGACUUUUCAGAGAAUCAAAAUGGGGGCUAUACAACCCAAUCAUACAUUGAUGUCUUAGAAAAAGGUUUUAUUCAACACUACGAACCUGGAAUUAUCUUUCAGCAAGAUAACGCCAAAAUCCAUCGUUCAUAUAGGGCGCAAGAGUGGUUUGAACGUCACGGUAUUGAGGUGUUAGAUUGGCCUGCACAUUCGCCCGAUCUAAGCCCUAUUGAACCCGUGUGGCGUAUGCUCAAACGCAAAUUAUAUGAGCUAUACCCUAAUCUUUUGAAUUGCGGCACCUCUGAUGCUGAUUGGAAGCUAUUCAAAAAGGCGAUAAUUGAGGCGUGGGAUGCCCUAGAUCAAAAUAAAAUUGAUAGCUUAAUUAGAUCGACGCAUGCGCGCGUACUUGCUUGCCAGCGAGCUCUGGGCUUUUAUACGCGGUUCUAG